AUGGCUAACCAUAACAGUAGACACACCAUCAUCUUGUUGCAAAAUUCUCACAACAGAGCUACCAGGACUUUUAUGGACUACGACUCUAUAGGCCAAGCUAUGGAUGGUAUUUGUGGCUUGUAUGAAAGGAAGUUGAAGGAAAUUAAUCCAUCUCUCCGAAAUCUUAGUUAUGACAUUGCUGAUCUUUACAAUUUCAUUGACGGCCUUGCUGACAUGAGCGCUUUGGUCUACGAACACUCGAUGAGUGCGUAUCUGCCAUAUGACAGGCAAUGGAUUAAGCAGAAGGCAUUUAACCAUCUCAAGAGACUUGCCAAUGGAGGCAGGUAA
This is a messenger RNA of Arabis nemorensis, 327 nucleotides long. The record is from the annotation of a GenBank genome assembly. Lineage: Eukaryota; Viridiplantae; Streptophyta; Magnoliopsida; Brassicales; Brassicaceae.